Maylandia zebra (zebra mbuna) is the source of this 2875-nucleotide messenger RNA. Lineage: Eukaryota; Metazoa; Chordata; Actinopteri; Cichliformes; Cichlidae. The record is from RefSeq and is a predicted model, not a curated record.
UCUCAUGUUAUGGACAGUAGCCUCAAAAAAUAAUUUCCGAAUAUUUAAAAGAACAAGCGUGUUUUAUCGGCGUUUAUUGGCACAAAGGUGACGAUUUAAAGGCUAGUGAUGCAAGGCCACCUCUGUGCUAAUAGAGCUGUGUGUUGAAUUUUGUGUGUUUGAACAGUCUAACUUACCGUCCUGCCAAUUUUCGGGUGAUUUUUAUAAGUUUUAUGAGUAUUAUUGGACAUGGCAAUGGAGUUUAAAUUAUCUCAAAAGCUGGAAGUUGAUUUAAAAACUGUCGACUAAUUUGCCCAGGUUUGGCUGGAUCCAUUUCCAGUCGCAGCCAUGGCAUGCUGCCCCUUGUGCCCCAGGCUGUGCUCCCGCUCAUCAGCCUACACUCUUGCUCUCGGGCUAGGCUUUGUAACACUGGGGACCAGCCGCAUCCUACUUCUGAAAAUGUCUGCCAAUGCCGAAAACAAGUAUGACUUCCUCCCAGCAUCUGUAAAUCUGCUUGCCGAGGCUCUUAAACUGCUCUUCUGUCUGGUCAUGUCAGUCAGGGUCAUAGUCCGAGAGGGCCGAUCAUGCAGAGAUUUGGGUUGUGCCUCCAGCUCUUCCUUCCUCAGCUCCCUGAAGUGGGCCGUCCCUGCUUUCCUUUACUUUCUUGACAACCUCAUCAUCUUCUAUGUUAUGAGCUACCUGCAGCCCGCUAUGGCAGUGUUGUUCUCCAACUUUGUCAUCCUGACCACAGCUGUGCUCUUUAGAAUAGUUUUGAAGAGGCGCCUGUCUUGGGUUCAGUGGGCAGCGUUGGUUAUUCUCUUCCUGUCCAUCGUUUCCUUGACAACAGGAUCAGGAGGCAAGCAAAACUCAAUAGCUGUUCCCAGUCUUCACUCAAACCCACUUUCUAGCCCCUCCAACUCUUGCCUACUCUACACCCAGCUUCUGGAGGAGAUGAAGAACAGCAGUAUAUCAUGGGCAUCAACCCUGCCCGGCCAGGCCUGGAGGGACAAAGUAGUAUCGAAGCUUCAAUCUCUGGGUGUGGGUCACAUCCUGCUCAUCCUCCAGUGCUUCAUCUCUGCCAUGGCCAACAUAUACAAUGAGAAGAUUCUCAAAGAAGGAGAGCAGCUCACUGAAAGCAUCUUCAUACAGAACAGUAAACUGUAUGCCUUUGGUGUGGUGUUUAAUGGUCUGACUCUUGGGCUCAACAGCGAGGCACGAGGUCUCACCAUGCACUGUGGCCUCCUACAUGGACAUAACAUUUAUUCCCUGGGCUUGGUGCUGGUCACUGCUGCCCUGGGCUUAUCCGUGGCCUUCAUCUUAAAAUUCAGAGACAACAUGUUCCAUGUGCUGACUGGCCAGAUCACUACUGUUCUGGUCACAGGCCUCUCCCUCUUCCUCUUUGACUUCCACCCUUCGCUGGACUUCUUCUUCCAGGCACCCACUGUCCUGCUGGCCAUCUUUAUCUACAAUGCCAGCUGGCACAAGGACCUGGAAUAUAGCCUGCAGCGAGAGAAACUACGGGUCAUCAACGGGGAGGUGUUUGAGAGGUCAAGAGGGGACGGUGAGGAGCUCGAGCUCCUGACAAAGGCAAAUGCAGACAGUGAAUCUGAUGAAGAGUCCUUGUAGUAAUGAUAGCGCUAGUAGUAUCCAGAGGAUACUCUGCAUCUUUCCUGCUGCUGGUGUCGAACUGCACAAUUGACUGGAUGGAACAUGGUCACAGAUUGUCUGUGAAAGCAUUUAUUUGAACAGUGAUAAGCAGGUAAACGGUGAAAGAUACUGUUGCUAGAUUAUAUGAUAGACUCCUAGAAUUAAAAACAAACAAGGUGUUUAAUAACAGAAUUAGCAAAAUCUGUAUAUUUUGGAAACGUGCCUGUCUGUGGAUGACUGCUGUCAUUCAUAUGGGGGAAAGUACCAGCAACGCUGUUUGUUGGAAAAUAAGUGAUAAGUGAUACUUUUGGAUUCAUUAUGGAUUUCUUUUAUGGACAGUGUAUUUCUUUACAUGAUUCCUGUUGUACAUGCUGCCAUCUGACUGCUUGCUGGUGCUGGACGUCUAAGGACCAGAAACUGCAGUUUCAAGAUUGUUUUGAUAAUAGAUGUCCAACGCACCCCCCCCCAAAUCUCAGCCUUCAUGAAACUCCACUCUUGUCCAUCAGCCUUGUUUCCACUCCGUUCUGCAGUCAUGAAUGGAUGUAGGAGCUCCUUUAACUGUCUGGACAUUUGCAGCUCAAAUCAUUUCACAUGGUGAUGAAUAGAACCACAAAGAAGACGCAGAGUUUUCAUCAAGGUGGAUAAAAGAAAUUGUCUUUUAUUUGGUGAUCUCAAUUCUGGAAUCACAAAAGAAGAAACUCAACCAAAAGGAAAAAAGGAACAGAGGCAACUAUUAAGUCCAAAGUAAAAGGGGAAAGAAAGAAAAUACCACUCACAUUACUACGAGAGGCAAAAAAAAAGUUGUUUUUCAUUGUUGAAAAAAGGAAAGCAGAGCUGCAGCUUUUUAUAGGACCUCAAAUUUCCCCCAAAACAAUAGGAGGCUUGCUAAAAUUUAGUACACCCGACAUUAGGUGGAAACAAAAAAUAUAAAUGAAUGUUUUAUACAUCUGGCACCUGGACUAUUAUUUUCAUUGGACUAUUGGUGUUUAUUUUCUGAGCCAGAAUAAGUGGUAUUGAUAUAAUUGCCACUAAUGCCUGACUUUCUGUCAGCACCACAAACUCCCUGCUUCUCUUACUUGGGGCUUGAAUAUUUUCUUGUUAAACUGUAAAAUAACAUUGUCUAAAGAUUGUUGUUUGUGCCAUUAAAAUCCUCACGUGUGAAUGCAUUUUCUUGUAAAAUAAAUGGCAAGUUGUUUUACUUCUGUGCAAGUAAUGCAAUUUAAUACAAUCGCUGAUGUCUUGUCAUAAA